Callithrix jacchus (white-tufted-ear marmoset) is the source of this 1044-nucleotide messenger RNA. RefSeq lists its product as uncharacterized. The record is from RefSeq and is a predicted model, not a curated record. NCBI's taxonomy places the organism in Eukaryota, Metazoa, Chordata, Mammalia, Primates, Cebidae.
AUGAUGUGCGAUUCGGGAGAACGAGCUACAGAAGUCGCUCCCCGCCGAGGGAAGGGACCGGGGGCGGUGCAGCGAGCGUUCUGCGGGAAGGCGGGUGGCGAAGAUCCCGACGAGGGAGCCCCCCACCCACCUGCCGCAGCCGGAUGGGGCAGGGCAGGGCCGCAGCCAGGCUUGGGGGUGGCAGGGAGGGACCCGGCGGCCUCGCGCCCCCUCCCCCCGUCAGUGACAUUCCAGCGGCUGCGCGGAGCCUCGGCCCCGCUGUUCCCUUGCAGCCCACGCGCCACAAAAGCCGCGGCGGCGGCUCCUCAGGCAGCACAGCGGCCCGUCAGUCUCACCUGUCCCCGACGCCGGCCCCGCCCCGCCUUAGGGGCUGCCCGGGUCCCGCCCGGCGUCGGCUGCCCCGGACCCUGCUCCCUCCCGAAGCUCCCUGGCUGCCCCUCUCACCGGCUCUCGGGGGGUGAAGGGCGUGGGUGCGUCGGGCCGAGGGGUGCUGAGGAACUAAGGAGCCUCCACGGCUUGAGCUCCGCACCGUUCCCUCCGCAGCGAGUAGUGGCGGCGGCGCGCGCGCCCCGCCUCUUUUAUAAGCGGGAGCGCGCGCUCCCGCGGCGGGCGGGCGCGAGCGCCGGGGGAAGCGCCCGGGCGCUGCGCGAGGGGUUGGGGAACGCGCAGGCAGAGCGAAGGGGGCGGGGCUCUCGCCUGCUCGCCACCCGACCGCCCAGCGGAAAGGGCCGAACGAUCCCGGAAGGAGCCGAAGCGGCGAUGCAGGGGAAGAGGAAAAUAAUGUGACAAAAACAUGGAUCCUCAGCCUGAUAAAUGAAGUCAAGUCUGAAAGCAAGAAAGGAGACAAGUAAGUACUUGAAUUAAAAUAGGCAGUCCUUAGUAUUCUACUGUAAGGAAUCUGAUGCUACUCCCCAUCAGGAGCUGCAUCUCUUAUCUAGUAAUCAUUAUCUCUAUCCGUGAGUAUAGAAAACCUGGCCUCCCAGUGCUCUCCUUUCUUGGUUUACCAUUGAAAUCCAUUAGGAAUGCAAGGACAUAUGCAAGACC